AUGGAGUCUCUCAAGCAGACCAAGCUUAUUCGGCCGCCCCCAGAUGUCGACUGUCUGCAGUCACGGCCUGGAAAUUCCAGAUUUCUGUAUACAGUCACGGCAUUCGUGUCGUUAGGUGCAUUCUUGUUCGGAUAUGAUCAAGGUGUUAUGGGAGUGAUCGUUGCUGAUGCGCGGUGGGUUGAUCUAAUGCAUCCUAAGAACUCUUGGGUCACCGGUACAGUCGUCUCCUUGUACGAUGUCGGAUGUUUCAUUGGGGCUAUGUCGCUUGGAUACCUCGCAGAUCCACUGGGCCGUGAGCGCACUCUGUCCGUUGCGUGUGUGGUUUUUGUUGUCGGUGCUGUUAUUCAAACCGCAUCGUAUACUGUUGUACAGAUUACUAUUGGUAGGGUCAUUUUGGGGAUUGGAGUGGGGGCUUGUGCAGGCGGUGUUCCCCUCUACGUCGCCGAAAUAGCACCGCCUGCGAUUCGCGGAAGAAUUGUUGCAAUCGAGCAGAUGAUUCUUUGCCUAGGAGAGCUGUUUGCAUUUUGGCUCAACUACGGCUUUAACUUCCUCGAUACAAAGGAUUGGUGGCGCAUCCCCUUGGCCAUUCAAAUUGUCCCUGCCAUCAUUCUCGGCGUGGGCUGUUGGUUCUGGGUACCUCCCAGUCCACGAUGGCUGGCCAGCCAGGAUCGCCACGAAUGUGCGAGGGAGGUUCUGACUCGAUUCCAUGGCUCGGAGACAGCGGAGCUGGAAAUGCAGGAGAUUCAGGCUUCCAUUCAGUUUGAACAUACCGUCAGCGAGGCCAGUUGGAGCGACAUGUUUGUGAUGCCUGUUCUUCGCGUGACUGCGCUGGGCAUGGCCGUUCAAUUCUUCCAACAAAUCACUGGAACUAACUCAAUUCUCUACUAUACCCCAUCACUAUUCAAGCGUGGAGGCAUAACAGAUCCCCGCACCGCCAACCUCGCAACUGGAGGUGUCGGAAUCGUACUUUUUGUCUUUUCGUGGAUCCCGAUCUUUUAUUUUGACAGACUGGGCCGCAAGACAUGGCUGCAGAUUGGAACCGUUGGGAUGAUGGGAGCCAUGAUCGGUAUCACUGUGCUGCAAUGGCACGCGGAGCACAACCCUGGCGAUCCAGCAAAUUAUACCAUUAUCAUAUUCCCAUACAUCUUCUACGCGUUCUUCAAUAUCAGCUGGGGGGUCGGAUCAUGGACUUAUGCUGCUGAGAUCUUCCCUGUCUCCAUGCGUGCCAAGGGAAACGCCUUAACAACCGCGUCUUUAUGGGCGGCGUGCUAUAUCGUGGCACAAGCAAGUCCCCCCAUUGCCGAUGCGAUUGGCUGGGGACUUUACAUAAUUUACACUGGUAUCUGCGUUGUUGCGUUCUUCUUCGUGCGAUACGCUUUGGUUGAAACCCGCGGUCGAACCUUGGAAGAGAUGUCCCGGCUGUUUGGCAUCGAAAGCCGUUUGGCAGAGCAAAGUGGAGUGAAGCCCAGUCUGGCCAUUAAAGAUCCCACGGAAGAGCAGGUAGAGGAUGUGGGCUCCUCUAGCUGA
Messenger RNA from Penicillium brevicompactum, 1527 nucleotides. Its product is annotated as sugar porter family MFS transporter. Bases 1 to 1527 code for a protein of 508 amino acids. NCBI's taxonomy places the organism in Eukaryota, Fungi, Ascomycota, Eurotiomycetes, Eurotiales, Aspergillaceae. Gene Ontology annotation, molecular function: carbohydrate:proton symporter activity. Gene Ontology annotation, biological process: carbohydrate transport; transmembrane transport. The transcript is spliced from 5 exons. Gene Ontology annotation, cellular component: membrane. The record is from RefSeq and is a predicted model, not a curated record.